AUGGACUCCGAGAAUGUGUUCGACAUAUACAGUGCCCCCGAGGCUCCUGAAGCUCCCUCGAGCAAGAAGAAAACGAGCAAGCGACAUCCCGGGGAAAGAAGUAAAGCACCUCUGGCCCAGGAAACCCGUACUGCAGACCCUCCGGUAGACGGACCUUCAACAAAUGUAACACCACCUCCUUCUCCUCUCGAGCAGCAAACUCCUCCUACUCCUGUCGGGUCGACACCUUCUCCACCGGCCCUAACCGACCAGACUCAGCAGGCAAUGCUGAACCUUACUGCCGCCCGGCUUCGCUCGGGUACUAUCACCGAGCAGUCCAGGGCUUCAGAGCAACGACACGCUGAAGAACUCAAAAUUGCUGAAGCAAAAUACGCUGAACAACUUGAGGCAGUGCUUGAGGAGAAGAACAAACUGGCUAAGGAGUUAAGGGAGAAGCAGGCUACUCUGGAUAAGGCCAUCGAGCAAAGAGACAAGUUCAAGGAGUCUAACCGCAUCAACUACCGCAAGGCUAAAAGCUCAAGGAGGACUUGA
This is a messenger RNA of Humulus lupulus (European hop), 531 nucleotides long. RefSeq lists its product as uncharacterized. The transcript has 2 exons. The record is from RefSeq and is a predicted model, not a curated record. The coding region runs from base 1 to 531 and encodes 176 amino acids. NCBI's taxonomy places the organism in Eukaryota, Viridiplantae, Streptophyta, Magnoliopsida, Rosales, Cannabaceae.